Molecule: messenger RNA, 1604 nt
Organism: Sturnus vulgaris (Common starling)
Lineage: Eukaryota; Metazoa; Chordata; Aves; Passeriformes; Sturnidae
Source: RefSeq, a predicted model, not a curated record
GGCUCCGGAAACAUCCCGGAGGGUUGAUGAAGCUGAUUCUUCCCGCGCCUGAAGCAGGACGGAUGUUUAAUGUGAAAUGAAGAUGUGCUGCACUUUGUGACUUGCACCAGCAGCAUUCCAGGAUGGAACUCUAUGGCUAUCCCUUAAAAGCCAAGUUUAACCAGCCACGACCACCACCUCCCAAGGUCCUGCCAGCUGCCAGCACUGUGGCUGCCAACAAGAACCACAUUCCCUCUCAUCCCGAGAGCUUCAGCAUGCCAUGGAUGCCCAACUCCUACUACAAAGCAGCUGCCCUCAACCCCACCUUGGCUCCCCUCACCGAAAACUUCCCUGGGCUUCCCCCCACCAAGAUAGUUCCUUUUAUUUCUGAGAGACCCAACGGUGUCUUCACCCGGCACACGCUGGAUGACUGGCACAGGUCCAACAUGACCAACUACAAGGAGUCGGAGACGACGCGGCACAACGCGGAGCGCCUGCGUGCCGACCUGAACCGCGCCAUCAAGGACGUGUACCAGCAGGCCAAGAGAACCCAAGGCGAGAGCACCAGGAACCUGGGAGAGCGCGUCAACGACAUCGAGUACUGGAAAUCCGAGCUCUGCAUCGAGCUGGAUGCCAUGAUCAGGGAGACCAAUUCCCUGGCAGAUAUGCAGAAACGGCUGGAGAGAGCCUUGGCCGACACCGAGGGCCCCUUCCAGGUGGCUCACAAGUGUUUACUCAAUCGGGAGAAGAGGAUGGGCAUCGACUUGGUCAAUGACGACGUGGAGAAACAGCUCCUCACAGAAAUCAAGAUCAUCAGGUCCUGCCGGGAGAGGUUACAGCAGUGCCUGGACACAGUGAAUGCCCAGCUCAUGUGCAACAAGGAGGCCCGGCAGGAGCUGGAGAAGGACCUGGCUGACAAGCAGUUGGGCCACCACAUCGACAGCAAGUGCUACCAGCUGAAGAACACCUCCAGAGACAUCCACUUCUUCAAGGGCGUGGAGAGGAUCGAUGCCACGGUCUCGGUGCCCGAGACGUGGGCCAGGUUCACGGACAACAACAUCUUCCGCUCGCAGAGCGCGCGGGCGACCUCGGCCAAGCUGCGGGCGAGCACCGAGAGCCUCCUCAUGGGCACGGCCGACGAGAUGUGGCGCCAGUUCAGCAAGGUCAACGACGCCUUCACCAGCCGCAUCACCGAGACCGCCAACGCCAAGAGCAAGAUCCAGACACACCUGGCCAAGACACGGCAGGAAAUCUUCCAGAUCGAGACAAAGAUCCAGGUCAUCCAGAAGACCAUAAAGGACAAAGAGGCUCAGCUGAAGGUGGCUCAAACCCGGCUGGAUGAGCGCACAAGGAGACCCAACGUGGAGCUGUGCCGGGACGCUGCCCAGAUCCGCCUUGUCCAAGAGGUCAACGAGAUCAACGAGACGCUGCGGAACCUGCACCAGUGCCUGCGGGCCUCGGAGGACAUGCUGCAGAUGCUGGUGCGCUCCAAGGGGGUCCUGGAGCAGGACCUGGUGGUCAAGAACAACUCCCUGUUCAUCGACCAGGAGCGCUGCAUGGGCAUGCGCAAGAGCUACCCCAGCACCGUGCAGAUCCUGGGCUAUGUCUCAGCAGGACUCACCUGA